Molecule: messenger RNA, 12989 nt
Organism: Pelobates cultripes (western spadefoot toad)
Lineage: Eukaryota; Metazoa; Chordata; Amphibia; Anura; Pelobatidae
Source: the annotation of a GenBank genome assembly
CUCAGAGGUGGCAGAAUCAAAGUCUGCCAGACGGAAAUGGCCGGAAUGCGGAUUACCAUGGUAACGGAAUGCCUGGCUAUGGGCGACGGAAGUGCGGCCUGCAGAGCCUGGCCAGGACAUGGCGGCCCCCUCUCCCCGGGCUGGGGUUACUGUGCUCUCCCCGCAAUGCUGCCUGCUCGCCCUGCUCGUGUCCCAGGCCCUGGCCGAUCUCGGAGAGUUCAGCCCCGGGCAGUCCGUGGGAUCCCUGCCAGUGGGAGCUGCCGCACAGGAGAGGAGGUAUAGGGGGGAGUGUGGGGACGUGGCAGCUCUCAGCAGCGGCCUCCUAUCUAAUACUUCCCCCGUCUAAUACUCAGCCACCCCCGUCUAAUACUCAGCCACCCCGUCUACUCAACAGCCCCCUGUCUAAUACUCAGCCACCCCUGUCUAAUACUCAGCCACCCCUGUCUAAUACUCAGCCCCCACCCUGUUAAUACUCAGCCGCCACCCCCUCCCCGUCUAAUACUGCAGAUUGUUCUGUAAUUCUGGGAGUACUAACAUAUUUUUGUAUUCACUAAGUUUCAAAAAUUUGCAAUUUAAUGUUUUCACAUAUUUAAGCUAUUAAAGGAAAUUACUAUGUUGUUCUGGGCUACCUAAUGUCAGUUCUCUGACUGUACUUCCUCCUAGAAUAUUCAAUUUUUUUUAAUGAAGAUCUCCCUAUGAAAUGUGUACAUAUGGAGAUUAACUCCUUUGCCUCAUUAACCUCAUUAGUCAGCAUGCAACAAGAGUUCCGGGCUGGCUAGUAUCAGUAAUGUGCAAAAUUGGUGUGUCAUGUCAGCAUGCAUGGCCACACUGGUGUACAUACCGCGGUCGCAGCUGCAACCGGGCCCGGCCCACCAGGGGGCCCGGCCGCACUGCGACCGGGUAUGUAAGCGAGUUUGCCAGCCUCUUCUCCUGGGGGGCCUAGGAGCUGGCCACCUCAGGGCCCCCGAGGCUGGCAGUGCUGUCUGCGGCUCAGUAAGCGGCGCGCGAGGGAGCUGGGCAGAGAGCGCUCAGGGGAGAAUGCUCCCUCACGCGCCCACAGUGACCGGCCGCCCAGCAUCACAUUUCCAAACGUAGGGAGGCUGGGGGAUGCAAUUUAAAAAAAAUAAAAAAAAUAUGAGUCUGUGUGUAUAUGUGUGUUAGUUACUGAGUGCAUUAGUUGUGUGUCUGUUAUUGAGUGUGUGUCUGCUAGUGUGUUAGUUUGUGUGUGUGUGUUACUGUGUGUUAGUUUGUGUGUCUGUUAUUGAGUAUGUGUCUGCUAGUGAGGGUCAGUGUGUGUGUGUUAGUGUGUGUGUCUGUUACUGAGCUAGUUUGUGUUUGUCAGUGAGAGUGUAUGUUUUGUAAGUGAGUGUCUCUGUCAGUGAGUGUGUAUGUAUGUCUGUCAUUGAGUGUGUGUCUGUUAGCUAGUGUGUAUGCGUCUGUUCGUGAGAGUGUGUGUGUGGUCAAAACCCCUUCAGCACUUACCUUUCUCCAGCGUCGGGCUCCCUUGGUGCUGGGGAUCUCUCCGCCCCAAUCCGCCUCUCAGCUCCUCAUGCGCAUGCGCGGCAUUCAAACCAUUCAUAGGAAAGCAUUACUCAAUAUUUCACAGUGAGAAUCGCAGGAGCGCCUCUAGCGGCUGUCAGUGAGACAGCUACUUGAGGCUGGAUUAACCCUCAGUGAAACAUAGUAGUUUCUCUGAAACUGCUAUGUUUUCAGCUGCAGGGUUAAAACUUGAGGGACCUGGUUCCCAGAUCCCUUCAUUGAGCUGAAGUGAUCUGAGUGCCUAUAGUGGUCCUUUAAGUGUAUGGAUCUGCAUGCAGUGGCGUACAUACCUUGGUCGCCGGGGUCGCAGCCGUGCGACCUGGUGCCCACCGCCAUGUGUUACGGCCCCGGCCUGCAUAGAGUAAGCGCACGGGGAGGAGUGGGGGGCCCACAGAUCAAUUUUCUCACCGGGGCCCCAUGGAUCGUGUGUAUGCCACUGCAUAGCCACCUGUGUAAUCCCCACAGUCCUCCCUCCCUGACCUUCCUACCCCUCUGGCGAGGGGAAGUGAUGUAGCUAAGGAUGAUUUGGCUGAGGGGAGAUCUUGGCCUCUGCGAUGGAAAGGAGGUGAAUUUAAACUCUCUUCUUUUUUGGGGUAGGGUACCACUACAGAAAGGGUUGCUCUAACUAAAGCCAGUGUUUUUAUAUAAGCACUGUUUUUGUGUUGGAGUAACCCUUUAAGGGGUGAAUGAAGUGUAGACAAAACUGUAUAUGGCAGAUGUAGUCAACUAUUUAUUCUUAUACUUUGAUUAUAAAUAUUUAUUUUGUUUGCCUUGUAGGUACUUGUUGUAUGAUGUGAAUCCUCCAGAAGGUUUUAACCUGCGCAGGGAUGUAUAUAUUCGGAUGGCCUCACUUCUUAAAACCUUACAGAAAAGUGAAGACUGGGUGCUAGUCCUUCCUCCCUGGGGUCGCCUUUAUCAUUGGCAGAGUCCUGACAUUCACCAGGUUCGGAUUCCAUGGGCAGAAUUCUUCGAACUUAAAAGCCUUAACCAAAACAUCCCUGUUAUUGAAUAUGAAGAUUUUUUGGCAGGUAAAUUUACAAUUUGUGUAUUUUUUUAUUUUAUUUAUUUUUUUAAUAAUUAUUAUUAUUUUGGAUUUGUUUUGUAGCUUUGACUAAAUAAACACAUCUUUGCUUCACGUACUGAAUAAAGUACACAGUACCUAGAAUAUGGUGAGAUAGCCUGGUGAAUUAGAAGUCCAGCUGUAAUAUCUCUAGUAAUUUUUUUUAAACUUCAAUGUCAAAGGUGUGAUUCUCAACUGAGUAAUCUCGGACUUUUAUCCUCCUGAGAUUGCUAAAAUUAAUAUUGUAAAGUUUGAUAAGGUCUAUAGCCCCAAAUCCUAUUUAAAAACUACUGAAAUGUUGUUUUCUCCCGUACCUGCUUGAAAAACAACUUCUGUAAAGUGGGAUAUCACAGCAAAUUAAAUAUUAGGCUAAACACUCUCCACUAGAGUUAGGUGACUUGGGAGAGUUUUUCCAAUUUUGCUACUUUGAAUUAAAAUGUAAAAUUAGUGACAAUUCAUUGUUUAUUUAAACAGUGCUGUCCUUUUUCAGUUCUAAAUCUAACAGCUCCCAGUCUGAUCUCUUAAACAUAUUCAUUUUCCAGAAUCUGGAGGUCCCUUUAUUGAACAGGUUUAUGUCUUGCAAGGCUAUGCAGAGGGAUGGAAGGAAGGGACGUGGGAAGAAAAAGUGGAUCAGAGAACAUGCAUAGAUCAGCUCAUGUACUCUGAAGACAAACACGGAUACUACAGGUAGCAGAAUGUUAUAUUGCGUGUUUCAGAGUAAUGGGUGAAAACAAAAGAUGAAAUGUAUAUUUUGCAGUAAGUUUAUAGAAUUGAAGGUUGUGGAAUGCUCACUGCUAAUUAGAUUGCAAACAAAGUUGAUUAAGCCUGAUAAUUCAUGCCAUCGUGGAAAUAUUAGGUUGAAUGCAGUCCUUUAAAAUAUGUUUUUUAAGUUUUGAUAUUAAAAUUGUGAUUCUCAUGGAAUCAAUUAAACUAAUAAGUUAUAUGUUGCAUGCAUAAUAGGGAGGAUGUCAAGAGGAGAGGUGAGCUGCACACUAUGCAUGUGCAGUUUGAGGAUUUGCAGAUGUAUAAACAAUGUAAAACAUACAAAAGAAUAUGGCUUAUGUUUCAAAUGUCGGUUAUCAACUCCCUGAUAGCCACUGCAUUGUGAAUAAAGCUCUUGUUUGUUCUGUUAAUUGAAGUCUUAAGCCAUAAAUUAAAGUUUUUAAAUAUUCGGGCCGAAACUAAUUUCAUCUUGUUCUAUUGUUAUUUUAGAGGCUGGUUUUGGGGCUACGAGGAGACAAGAGGUUUAAAUGUCACAUGCUUAUCCGUACAGGGCUCCGCUUCUAUUAUGGCCAACAUACUGUUGAAGAACACAACAGCAAGGUGAGGAGUAAGACUCACUAAUUAUUGUAAAUAACAAGCAUCUUCAACAGAGACUAAACAAUAAUAUAGUUAUCUCCACUUCUUAUAGGACCAUAAUGUUAGACAGAGCUGAGAACCUUCUACAUGAUCACUAUGGGGGCAGAGAUUAUUGGAAUGUACGUACGUAAGUAAUUCCCUACUACCCCAGUAUAUGUUGAUCACAAAGUAGAAAUUAUAAUAUGGCCAACAGCAUGCACUAAAGUUGAGUUAUUCCUGUCCUGACCACCAGUCCCACCAGAGGGACUUGCAUUACAAAUAUUGAUAGCCUCUCGGAUAGAAAAUUAUCCCUCUCUUAAGCAACUACAUCUUAAAAUGAAUAAAACCCUUAACAUGAGUAGCUUUUUAUUCCUCAACAUAUCACACAGACAUAAUACAAUAUGUCUUAAAGGAUCACUACAGGGUAAGGAACACAAACAUGUAUUCCUGAUCCUAUAGUGUUAAAAACACCAUAUAGCCCCCCUGCCCACCCUUACUCCCCUGAACUUAGUAAAAUCUUUCCUUUAUACCAGUCUGCUGGUGCUGGCUCUGCCCCUGAUCUGCCUGCUUGGCUGACAUGAGAAGUGAUGUUCUGAGCGAACCACAAUGCUUUCACAUAGGAAAGCGUUGGAUUGCCUGAGCUUGUCAAGGAAGCAGAUCAGGGUCAGAGCUAGCAAAGCCAAACACAGCCCUGGCCAGUCAGCAUCUCCUCAUAGAGGAGAAAGUUCAGUGUCUCCUUCCAGAGGGUGGAGAUACUGAAUGUCAGUCACACUGUGCAGCACUGCCCCAGGAGGCACCUCUAGGUGCCAACUGAGGAGUGGCCAGUGGAGGUAUCCCUGGGCUGUAAUGUAAACACUGCCCUUUCUCUGAAAAGCUUGUAGGGAAUGAUUAUACUCACCAGAACAAAUACAAUAGGCUGUAGUGUCAAUUUAAUUAUUCACAUUAUGUACUUAUGUGUAUUCAUUACAAAAUAAUAUACAUUGGCUAUAUUCCUUGUCUUAUUUUCAGUACUAGUAAAAGAUUGUCAGGUUUCCUUCGAGGAUCAUUGAUACAAAAUGCAAUCUUCUCAACCUGACCAAGGGAGAACUUAUGCCAGCAUGAACUAAUGUAAUGUAUCAACAGCUGUACAGAGUCUGCUAACAUCAUGAGAAGUGCAUUCAGUAUCAGAGUUCCUAGAUUUUAAAGCCCCCAAAAACUGAGCUAGAAAAGCAGUUGUUAGAAAUUGUCCCUCCCUGGUUUGUCCAUUUUGUUCUAUAGUUUACAGUGCUCUUGUUACUUUUCUACAAUUCAAGUUAAAGAAUAAUAUUCAGCUGUAUUUGCAGACAGGCCUUUUCAUGCUUUUUUUUUUUCUUCUCAAUUCAGGCACGCCGCAGUAUGGUUUUUGCUCAGCAUCUGCGAAUAGUGGGGGAUGAAUUUCGUGCCAACGUCCUGCGAUCUAAUGAUGAGGCUGACAAGACCAUAUUUGUUGAGGAUUGGACAAGAGUAAAGGUGAUGCAUGUUACAUUCUUAUGACAGAAAACAGUCUUGUAACUUGAGUAAAGGGUUAAGAAUGCAAAAUGGUUUGAAAUUUUGAAGAAGUAAAAAAAAUAAAAUGUAUUAAUGUUUUUAUGUACAUAUUUUCUUUUGGUGGAGAGGAGCACGUGUAAUAAAUUUUUUUUUUUUAUUGUUUUUUUUCAUAUAUAUAUAUAUAUAAACAUCAAAGCAAUAUCUCUUGUUCUACAGAAAGUGUUAACUUUAUACUGGCAAACAGAGGAAAUAUGUUAUCUUCUUUCCAGGCAAAGCCAAACAUGGCAUUAGGGGGACCUUACCUUGCUGUCCACCUUAGGAGGAAAGACUUUAUUUGGGGCCACAGAGAGGAUGUGCCUAGCCUCCGGAAAGCAGCCGAAGAAAUUCACAGCCUUUUGAAGAAGCUGAAGCUCAAAAAAGUAUUUGUAGCCACAGAUGCUGACCGAGGAGGUACCAUUUGUUAUCUCAGUACAAUUUGUUUCCCAUAGACCACAGUUCCUCAUUGUUCAGCUUUUGUGGCUCCUCACUGAUCGCUCACAGUAAGUCACAUGAUGCACCCGUAGCACAUGUCCCACCUGCAGAAAGCAGUAUUCACAACUGCUGCAGCCUUUCAAGGGGAUGAUAUAGUAGUGAUUGCCCAGGCAGUGGCAUAGUGAGCCAGCUCAGGAGCCACUAAUCUUUGCACACAGGCACUGUGCUCUGUGUGCAGAAAUAAAGAUGAUGUAUGACGUGACGUAUAUCCCCAUCCCAUCUACAGAGCAGAGUGCAGAUUCUUUCUGUAUGCCUUCAUGUAGAUCAACUCCCAUCCCACUCAGCCACACUACCAAGUACACAAUUUCAUUUUAAAUAUAUUUAAAAAAAUACUAACAAGUAAUACAUUUUUAAUUAAGGUAAUGAUGUCAAGAGGAGGGAGGGUGACACAAAAGAGAAAUAAGUAAAGAAACAAGGUAAGGAGAGAGUCUUCAGGGGGAUAUGAACUGGGAAUAUCAGACAUUAAGCCCGUCUGAAAAGCUCUAUGCUAAUAUUUCAAUGUUGUCUGCAUUGUUUGUUUAACCCCUUAAGGACCAAACAUCUGGAAUAAAAGGGAAUCAUGACAUGUCACACAUGUCAUGUGUCCUUAAGGGGUUAAAUGUUAUGCUUUCUAUAGGAAGAAAUUAACUAAACUAGUAGGCCACAUGAAUUUGGGGUAAAUGUGACUGUCCUGUUUGCUUUCUCUUGCCACGUUGGCUCCUUUGGUAAUAUAGUAUGUGACACUACCCUACAUUUAUGUUUGUAAUGUAAUCUCCGGCACUUUGGCUUUUAAAAUGAUCUAAACACAAUAUAUUGUAUCUUCUUGGCAUGCAUUUGAGUCCAUCACAGAAAGCAAUUUCCACAGUUUGACAUGAUCUGUCCUUCACGCCUACUCCUACGAAUAAUAAUGUUCAAAAUUUAUUCAUGAAAAUGAUCGCUUGAAAACCUUUCAAAUCUUUUUUCACCAUAGAUAGCAACCUUAAAUGUCUCUAAUUUCCAAGCACAAAUCGUGCUUCUAUUUUAAAUAUGAGCAGAAUAUCUCCACUACACUAAUAAUUUAGCACUAAGUCAUAAAAAAAAAAAAAGACAUGUGAGACGAUAAAAAUAGCAGUCUGUUUUGUGGACAAAUUUACCUAUGUACCACUGAUGUUUCAUCUAAGCAUAAUCCUUGAUCCAUUUUAACCAUUUGUAAUUACACAUGGUCCCUUGUGUUAUAACAGCUAGUGUUUAUGUACAGAUAUUCAGCCGCUGUCACUUCUGGUUGCAUUCCUUAUUUUGUUGAAUCUUCGCUUAUGUUUGUUGUCCACACUAAUUUUGGCAAAACUUACCUUGUAUUUAAUUAAAAAUAUUAAUUGAAACUUGUCUGACCCAAAAAAAGGAAAAUGGAAAAAUAAAAUAAAGAACAUUCUUAAAGGAACACUAUAUUGUCGGGAAAUUCAAACAUGUACUCCUGACCCUAUGGGGCCCUCUCCCCUCCCCCUCCAAGCCUCCUUAAAAAAGGUUCAAACUUGCCUUUAUUGCAGCGCACCCUUGCUCUGACUCCUUGGCUGAGAUCAUUAAAACUGACAAUAUCAUCCAAUCCAAUGAUUGGAAGGCCAUCGCGUAUGUGUGGCAAAGCUCUACACUGCCUAAAUCCGCAUCUCCUCAUAUAGAUGCAUUGAAUCUGUGUAUCUUUAAGGGGAGAGUUUAGCGCCUCCAUGCAGAGUGUGAAGGUGCUGAAUGUCAGUUCUGACCAGGAAGCACCUCUAUUGGUCGUUUGUGUGACUGCCACUGGAGGCGUCCCUAGGCAAAAAUUUAAACACUUUCUCCAAAAAGGCAGUGUUUACAAUAAAAUGCUUGCAUGGACGUACUAUACACAGCAGAACAACUACAUUAACCCCUGAAGGACAGAGCUUCAGAAGCUUGUCUUUCACUUAAUGACAACAGCAUUUUUUGCUGUUUGUGUUCAACUGCAAUUUGCAUUUGACUAAUUUAUUGCACCGACACAUAUUAUAUACCGUUUUUUUAAAGGACAGAAAGGGCUUUAAUUUGAUGUAACAUUUUAUGUGGAGCAAUUUUAGAAUUUGGUAUGUUUGUCUUGUAAGCUUAAUAGCCAUAAAAGAAAACAAAAUUGCCACACAAAAGUAUAUAUUUAUAUAAAGUAGACAUCACGGGCUAUUUACCUAGGGUUGUUUUGACACAUUCUAAGUAGCCAUUUCACCGACAACCUCUGCUAAAUAUUGGAGUUUAUUGCAUUUGUCAUAUUUACAAUGCUGUCAAAUUGGUGAAAUACAUUUACUUUUUAAGAUGCCCUGCAUAUAGGAGAAUUCCUCUCCUCCAAGUCAUAACUAGCAAAGUGUGACAGUAGAAUAAGAUUGUGCAUAUGUAAUCUCCUUUUUUACUUCUAGAUCUAGAAGCUCUUAGGAAGUUGAUUCCUGAGAUGGUAAGAUUUGAGCCUACUUGGGAAGAGCUAGAAUUCUUCAAGGAUGGAGGAAUCGCGAUAAUAGACCAGUGGAUCUGUGCUCACGCCAGGUACUGGAGCUCUUCAUGCACAUCUGUAAUGCAAAAAUGACACCACAGCUCUUUAUACACAAUACUUAUUUCAGCUUUUAAGUUGGUGGGUGUAUGUGUGAAUUUAGCUUUUUCAUUUCUAAUAUUUUUUUGAUAAACUUAAAAAAAAAAAAAAAAAAGAACUUUCAAAAUAUUUAUUGUAUAUAAACAAAAUAUCGACAAUGUCGCAAUGUCAUUGUUCUCCUGGGAAUCUCCUGUUGAGAACCCAGGUAUAUAAGUACAGCAGUUUUCCCAAUAAAGAGGUUCUCUACCAUUCACUAAGUCUUGACAAGUGUUAGGGUGGACCAGUGAUACUUGAUAGCUGCACUGAGCUAUAAUAACUUGGGGAUAUGAUCACAUAGGGGAGAGGGGAUAGGGGACCUUGGCGGCGAGAUUCCAGCUUAAAGGCGGACAGGCCACCACUCAUGCAUGCAUACAGCAGACUAUGCAGAGAGUCAAAUUUUCAAUCUUGGUAGCAUUUAUACAUGCCCCACUAAAACAACUGCAAAAUUUCAAAGUGUGUUUUAACUUGUGUUGUUUAAACUCCCAUGGGUUUAAACUCCUACUUAAAGAUAGACUAUUGUAGAUAGACUGACAAGGAACCUCUUGGUGGGCAAGCUCUGUGAGUUGCUACUGUGGGUUAUAUAGGUGCACACAAAGUCACUCAGGUGAAAAAUUAACCACCUGCCUAAUUAACUCAGCUGAAAAGUUCACUAAUAAACCCAGUAAACACAUGCAACAUUCACAAUAAAUAGCAAUAGGUUAUACUAACCAUACUUUGGUCAUAACCCCUCUGUCACAGUUCUAUAAAGGGCUGGGGACGCAGUAAAUUAAGUAAUUUUAAAAAGUUCACCUAAUAGAAGGUACAAUAAGUGUGCAGAAAUAAGUUGAGGCAGUUCCUAAGCCAUACACCUUGCAUUCUGAGACUGACUCUCUAUUGCUUCCCAUGUAUGGGUAAUACAAUUAUCCAUUCAUACAGUUAGACAUGUCUUGAGCUAAGAAAUUAUAUUUUAAAUUUUUAAUAUUUUGAAUUCCAGAACAGUAAAAAGGCUUGUUGCUGACAUUACUUUCACUCAUGGAGUAAAACCCCUUUCUGGUCAUACACAAAUUGUAUGUAUUUGGAACUGAUACAAAGCAUUUUUUUUUAUCUUCAUGUCAGAUUUUUAUGUCUUUAGAUCACUCUAUAAUGUGCCAACAAAUCUAAAAUUCAGAAUUAGAAUAGUUUCAGUGCAGCAUUUUUGUGGCUGAGCACCAUUCAAGUUUGUAUCUCUUCUCUUCGGAGGAAAUAAAGUGCACCUCUCAUGACUAGUAGGACUUAGAAGAAGAAUUGCUUGCAAAUGUGUUGAUUUUAGAAAAACAAAGUAAAAAAAAAAAAGUACCCUUCCCACUCCUGUCAAACAAAUUUCAGAGUUCUGCCAUUUAUGCACAGAAUUGACUGAUUGGAGAUCCCUCCUCCGGGUUAUUCUCCUGUUUUCUUUCACAGCAUCUACUAUGCAUGAGAUAUAAGUGAUGUGAUUAUUCCUUGGCAAGGGAGAGACUUUAAGCUUCUUAUGUGUUGAAAGGGGAAUGCAGGAACAGAAUGACAAACCUCUCUAUUCAUUCCACCACCAAUGUACUGGCAACGGAGCCAUUGUGUUAGUGUCAUAAGAGAGGAACACCCUGCUCUGGGAAGAGAUACAUUUCUUCUCAAACUAGUGCAGUCAUACAGGGUUAUGUGCUAAAGUGAGAAUUCACAUUUAAAGCAUCACUGUCACAGUCAAUUCGCAAAGUCCCCCGACAGUGACAUCGCCAUUGGUGGGCAUGGGGGCAGGUAAGGGUGAUUUUACUUAAAGGAAGAAAUAAGAGGACAGUGAUUGGCUAUGGACUGGAGUGAUGGCACCAACUCACACUGAUCUCUGAUUGGCUGGGUGGACUACGUGUUCAGAAUAAGUCUAAUAAUGAUAUUGCACUGUAAAAAAGAGGGAGUUAUGCUGCAGAAAGAUGCAAAUACAGUGUUUUUUUGUUUUUUAAAAGUAAAACGAAGGGUUCUGAGUGAACAUUUAAGGUUGUAUUGUUAACUUUUUUUACAUUUCAUGUUUCCCUCUGUGUACAGGUAUUUCAUAGGCACAUCUGUGUCCACGUUCUCAUUUCGUAUUCAUGAAGAGAGAGAGAUCCUAGGCUUUGAUCCAAAGACUACGUACAAUCGAUUCUGUGGGGACAAGGAGAAGAACUGUGAGCAGCCUACCCAUUGGAAAAUUGUAUACUGAAAAAACAAAUCGCUCUCAGGACAGUUUGCACCCAGAAGUAAUGGAAUGGAAAUAUAAAGCUGCUUCAGGAAAACCACAAACUCCAGUCUUCUGGUCAAACUUAAAUCAACAAACCAUUCUAAUUAUUCCAUUUAGAUACACAUUAUGUAUGUGAAUACCACUGGAAAAAGAAUAUUACCUGUGUUCAUUACCUUACAGUCACUGUGUAACCUGUACAGUGUUACAUUUAAAUACCUCCAUCUUUUUUGGAAAACAGAGGAUGAUAACAUUUUUGUUUUUACAAGGAGUCAGAUUGCUUUUUUUAUACCUCAAAUCUGUCUGUUUUUAUAUGUAUAAAGCAAUUAAAGUGUUCUGUAUAUAUUUGUUAGUUUGCAGCAAAAGUUCUUUUCAGACCAACAGUGGCAGUUAAACUUUAGCACUGCAUCACCACUUGCAAAACUUGCUUUUCACUAUUUGCACCACUAGAUGGCACAGUUUAAACAGACUUCAUAUGAAAUGUAUUUUUUAAUUGAAGAGGAAAUUGGAACUAUAACCAUUUGCAGUAUUUUUCUUUUUGGUAUUAAAAUAUCAGUUCUUGUUAAUUGGUUAAACGUUGCUUGAUCCACCUUUGCAAAAGCGGAAGUAUAGAGAAAUUGAAGCCUGUUUUUUCUGUUUUUGAACUUUAAGGAACAUUAUAGUGUAAGGAAUACAAACUUGUAAUCCUGACACGGUAGUCCUGAAAUGACUGUUUAGAUGACCAGUCCCCCUCCAAUCUCAGUAAAAAGGUAAUUUUACUCUCCUUUUUUUCCCACGCCGUGCCAGUCUUGUUUCAACUCCAUGAGUCAGAACAUAAAUUUUGAUGAUCUCAGCCAUAUACAAUGCUUAAAGGAUCACUAUAGGGUCAGGAACGCAAACAUGUAUUCCUGAUCCUAUAGUGUUUAACCCACCAUUUAGGUGGCUUGCCCCCCCUCCUCUUCCUCUUAGGCCCCCUAUAAAAAUUUAAAACUCCCACAUGGGAAAGCAUUGAAUUGGUUCAGACCGGCACGGUUGAAUCAAUGCAUCUCUAUAAGGAAAAUUCAGCAUCUCCAUGCAGAGGUUGGGGACACUGAACGGCAGGGCUGCUUACUAUGCAGCCCUGAGCCAGGAAGCCCCUCCAGUGGCUAUUGGAGGAGUGGCCACUUGGAGGUGUCCCUAGAGGCGAUGUAAACACUGCAGUGUUUACAUGAAAAUGCCUGAAGGCAAUGAAUAUACUCACCAGAACAACUACAUUAAGCUGCAGUUGUUCUGGUGACUAUAGUGUCCCUUUAAUGCUUUCCUAUAGGAAAGCAUUGGGAGGCUAUCACAUAUGCACGGAAGUAAGCACCUCCUUUAAAAGAAAUGCAUUGAAUCAACGCAUCUGUAUGGGGAACAUUCAGCGUCUCCAUGCAGAGGGUGGAGAACAACACCAGUGCUGCACAUUAUGCAGCACUGGACUAGGAAUCGCCUCAAGUGUUUUGUUAACUCAUACCUUGAGGGAAUAAAGGAACGACAGAAAACAUUAUGCUGGUGUUCUAUCCAACAAGAUCCACUCCUACAUGGCAAAGAAUUGAGCAGUAAGACUGCAGUAGCAUGAUGUAUACACCCAAACCACAUAAUUAAGCUAAAGUUGUUUUGGUGUUUAGUGUCCCUUUAAGGAUCAAUACCAGAAUAAUUCCAUCAUAACAAACCAAACUUUAAAACUAGUAAAUCACAAUGGAAUGCUUCACCCUUCCCUGGGUGUGACCUCUCUCGUCAGUCGUAUGGUCAGUACUGGUUGCGCCAACCGACAAACUCUUCACUUUACUGCUUUUUUUUUUUCCCCAUCUUUCUUUUUCUUCUUUGUAUCUUUUCCUUUAUUCUUCUUCCUUGUUGUUCUCUAUCCCUUGAUAUAUUCAUGGGAUUAAAAGUGUAUAGCCACAGAUUUUUACUUGUCUCCCACGGAUAAUGUGCACACCUAACCUUUGAGUACACAGUCUACGAUUGUUUUUUCAUGGUAAUAUAUCAUCUCUGGAUGACAUUAAGGGGUUCUAUUUUAUGUAUCCUUUUGUCUUUUAAUAUUUUUGUAAAAUACCUGGUAGUGUAGAAACAAGGGCUCAUUCUGAGGUUUAGCUCAACACGAUUACUGUUUUUAAGCCAGAUAUUGCUAAAUAUGAUGUAUAAUUUUGCUUCAAUUGUUAUCUCGACAUACUGGAUUUCUGUACGCUGUACCUUUUUGUACUACAUGUCAGUCAAAAAUAAAGAUUUGGAAAUAAAAAGUGACAGGG